UGACAGUAAAAUAAAAAUAAUCUCAAAAGUAAGAAAACAAACGUGAUUUUCUCAUUUUGUCCAAAAAAUUUUGUUUUUCAUAAUUAAUGGAUAAAUAAAAUUAAGCAUUAUUAUGAUUAUUUUCAGUAUUUUUUUCUCUAAUUUUGGAAUUUUUGGUCAAAAAUUAAAUUGACGAAGUUGCACAAAAAAGAAAAUUAAUAUGGAUUCAAAAGCUGUUGUAAUUUCUGGUGAGGCUUCCGAAUCAGACGACGAAGUUGGUCAUAUCACCACUGGAAUAGGAUUUCCUACUCUAAACACUUGUGGAACAAUUAUAACAGGAGAAGCUCAAGAAUCUGAUGAUGAUGAAGCAAGUUUGAGUAGCUUAAGCAGUGCAAUUGAUGCUGCUGUUUGUCCUUCGUAUACUGAGGCUAAAGUACCAAAACAAAAAAAAAGUUACAUCAAAUACAACAGUUUACUUCACUUUAAACUCUAUGAAUGUAAUAUUGCAUUGGACAACGAUGUUCAACGAACUGUCCAGAAUUUAAUUACAACUGGUAUUCAAGAAUUGUCCAUUGCUAAUCGACAAUUGUUAAAAAGCGAAUUAAUUCUACAAGAAGCCGCUUGUCAAUUACGCAAUGCAUCGAAUCGAACUGCAAAUGCUUCCAAUUCCUUACUUCAACUUUUGGAUCUCAACUUUCUACACACCAUAAAAAGUUAAACUUUUGUGUACAUAUAUUGUAAAAAUUAUUUUUCUUUUCGCCAUUCAGAUUCGACUUUAAUUAAUAAUAAGAAUAAUAAUAAUAA
Molecule: messenger RNA, 783 nt
Organism: Leptopilina heterotoma
Lineage: Eukaryota; Metazoa; Arthropoda; Insecta; Hymenoptera; Figitidae
Gene: Blos3
Product: biogenesis of lysosome-related organelles complex 1 subunit 3
Exons: 5
Coding region: 200-697 (165 amino acids)
Cellular component (GO): BLOC-1 complex
Source: RefSeq, a predicted model, not a curated record